UCCGUGUUAUGCAAUUUAAUUGGAAAAAUCGAAAGUUUUCGGAUAAAAAGAAAAAUGUUAUGAUCCGUUGUAAGGAUGAUGUUGAAUCAAAUUUUGUUGUGAUGUUAAAGAAAAUUAUAAAUGGUGAUGAACAGAAGGAAGAAUAUCAAUCACAAUAUGUCAGAAGUAAAGUUUGCCCAAAUGAUGAAUAUUUGUUAAUGGUAUUUGAAGAUAGCAUGCAGGUAUAG
This is a messenger RNA of Meloidogyne enterolobii, 227 nucleotides long. The record is from the annotation of a GenBank genome assembly. Lineage: Eukaryota; Metazoa; Nematoda; Chromadorea; Rhabditida; Meloidogynidae.